Messenger RNA from Eremothecium cymbalariae DBVPG#7215, 954 nucleotides. RefSeq names its product NEDD8-activating protein UBA3 (gene UBA3). The coding region runs from base 1 to 954 and encodes 317 amino acids. Gene Ontology annotation, biological process: protein neddylation. Gene Ontology annotation, molecular function: NEDD8 activating enzyme activity. Lineage: Eukaryota; Fungi; Ascomycota; Saccharomycetes; Saccharomycetales; Saccharomycetaceae. The record is from RefSeq and is a predicted model, not a curated record. The transcript has a single exon. Gene Ontology annotation, cellular component: nucleus; cytoplasm.
AUGACUGAAAACGACCAGCUUGCAAGCUGCAAGGUUAUUGUGUUGGGCGCAGGUGGCUUAGGUUGCGAGAUACUCAAGAACUUGGCCAUGACAGGAAUGCCUGUCAUUCACGUGGUAGACAUGGACACCAUUGAGCUUACAAACCUCAAUAGGCAAUUACUUUUCCGCGAAGACGACGUUGGAAAGCCCAAGGCACUCGUUGCAGCAGCUUACAUCAACUCGUUAGAGCUGCCUAGCGUCUUAGGCAACAACCGUCCCGUCAAACUUAUACCCCAUGUAUGCGAUCUGACAUCUCUACCGCCUGAUUUCUGGUCUCAAUUCACUGCAGUCAUCUCAGGGCUUGACGCUAUCGAACCCCGCAGGCAUAUAAACUCGCUCCUGGUCAAUCUUACCAUGUCCACAAACUUUGAAAAAUGCAUCCCCUUCAUCGACGGUGGCAGUGAAGGACUAAGUGGCCACUGUAAGACUAUCAUCCCAGGUAUAAACGCCUGUUACGAAUGCUCCAUCUCAACACUUGCACCGCCAGGCCAGACUUAUCCUCUUUGUACUAUAGCAAAUAACCCACGUCUUCCGGAACAUAUAGUGGUGUACAUUCUUAACGUUGAGUUGCCCUUACGCUCUGCUGCUCCCAAUUGCCCCCUUGAUGAUCCACAAACCAUACGAUGGCUCGUCGACCGAUGCCGCAGUAGAGCUGCUACCUUUGGGAUGUCCCCUGACAUAUUUGAUGAAAAGUAUAUCUGCGGCGUGGCAAAGAACAUCGUGCCCAGUGUCGUUUCCACUAAUGCUAUCAUCGCUGCCUCAUGCUGUACUGAACUUCUUAAGCUACUGUGGGACCUAGAAGAUGACCCAGAAAACAUGAAUAAUUUCUUACUAUACAAUGGCCAAGACGGCUGCUUUACAUAUAGCUUCGCCUACCACAAAUCAAUCCAGUGCAACGUCUGUAGACCUCAGUAA